Molecule: messenger RNA, 246 nt
Organism: Notodromas monacha
Lineage: Eukaryota; Metazoa; Arthropoda; Ostracoda; Podocopida; Cyprididae
Source: the annotation of a GenBank genome assembly
AUGAUCUCGAGAUUGCCCACCGGCGGCGGCGGCAGCUCCAGUGGCGGCGGCGACGAUACUCCAUGGGCCAGCGCCCGGAUGAGAAGGCCGAUAUUCCCAGCAACCCGCAUGCCGCCCUACUCGACAGGCUGCGCAGAUCCGUCCUUCUCCGGCACGAGCUGCGCAUUCCCUCCCGCGCAGGAGCAUCAGAAGUCUGUGCGCGGAUCCCGGGCGCUUCAUUCCACGCUCAGACGCGAGACGAGCUAG